This is a messenger RNA of Diatraea saccharalis (sugarcane borer), 1326 nucleotides long. NCBI's taxonomy places the organism in Eukaryota, Metazoa, Arthropoda, Insecta, Lepidoptera, Crambidae. The record is from the annotation of a GenBank genome assembly.
AUGCAAGCGAAAGUUUUGAAUCCCAAGCGUCCCGAGCGAGCGUCGCGAAGCGAGCGCUCAGCAACUUUGUGGGAUUGCAGGUCUCGGGAUGAUGGCGUUGUGAAGCCAUUUAAGCGUGUGGUGCGAGCUAACAUCGGCGACUGCCACGCCCUCGGCCAGCCACCCAUCACAUUCAUCAGACAGCUGUCUACAUCGCCGGAAAUACCGUCCGAUGUGAAAGACAGGGUACGAGAGAUACUCGGCGAUUGCAUCCGCGGCUCAGUGGGUUCGUAUUCUCCGGCGCUGGGUCUGCGCGUAGUGCGCGAGCGCGUGGCGGCGUAUAUGCGCGCGAGGGACGGCGCCGGCGUGCCCGCCUCACCUGAUGACGUGUGCCUCGGCGCCGGCGCAUCUGACGUCAUCAAAUCUGUGCUCACCUUGUUCGCAGGACAAAUAGACGGGAAGCCUUCUGCGGUGAUGAUACCGAUUCCCCAGUAUCCGCUUUUCUCUGGCACCUUGGCCGAGCUGGGCAUCCAGAUGGCAGAGUAUUACUUGGACGAGGAGCACGAGUGGGCUCUAUCACGUGAGGAACUAGAGCGUAGCUGGCGUCAGGCCUCUGAUACCUGUGCAGUACGCGCUUUGGUCGUGAUCAACCCGGGGAAUCCUACAGGCCAAGUCUUGAGCCGCGAGAAUAUCGAGGAGAUCAUAAAGUUUGCAUACGAGCGUAGACUGUUCCUGCUCGCUGACGAGGUCUACCAGGAGAAUAUUGUCUGCAAACCCUUCUACUCAUUCAAAAAAGUUAUGCAUGAAAUGGGAAUGCCGUACAGUGGUAUGGAGCUAGCAAGUUUUCUGACGUGCUCGAAGGGAUGGGCUGCAGAGUGCGGACUACGCUCAGGAUACGUCGAGCUACUGCGGCUUCAGCCCGCUGUGCGCAAGGCCUUCGACGCCGCCAGAGGUGUCAUGCAGUGCCCUACUGUAUUAGGACAAUAGCUUGCUGAAGUGAAACGUGUACUACGCGAGCGAACCACCGAUGCGUACCGCACCUUUAACCAGAUACCUGGCUAUUCCUGCAACCCAAUUGAUGGUGCGAUGUUCGCAUUUCCUCGCGUGGAGCUGCCGGCUCGGGCUCAGCAAGAAGCGCACGACCUCAACAUGAAACCUGACGAGUUCUACUGUCUCAGACUACUUGAACAAACCGGUGUAUGUGUGGUGGCGGGUGGUGGGUUCGGUCAGCGUCCGGGCACCUUCCACUUCCGUACCACCAUCCUGCAUCCGCGGGAGGAAUUUACUCACAUGCUGCAAUCUAUCGCUCAGUUCCACCGCACCUUCCUCCAACAGUACGCCGAUUGA